Cloeon dipterum is the source of this 4916-nucleotide messenger RNA. RefSeq names its product RNA-binding Fox protein 1 (gene Rbfox1). Gene Ontology annotation, biological process: nervous system development; regulation of alternative mRNA splicing, via spliceosome. The coding region runs from base 670 to 2238 and encodes 522 amino acids. The transcript has 17 exons. Gene Ontology annotation, molecular function: mRNA binding. The record is from RefSeq and is a predicted model, not a curated record. Gene Ontology annotation, cellular component: nucleus; cytoplasm. NCBI's taxonomy places the organism in Eukaryota, Metazoa, Arthropoda, Insecta, Ephemeroptera, Baetidae.
UUGCAAAACCUUGCAGACCCGCAGGGAGCCCACCACCCCUGAAGACCGUCCCGUCCGAGCAGACAAACCGUCAACAGACCGUGCGUUCGCGAGUCUCUAUGGCCGCUGCUGCGAGUUAAAUAACAUAAAUUAUCGACUGGGGGCUAUGUUGCUGAAUAAAGUUGCUUUGAUUCUGCGCCUGGCAACAUGGCAAAGCGUCAUACUCAGUGAGUGAGCCUGCUGCGAGAGAGACGUCCGACGUUUGCACGGGCUGGUAGAACGGAGUGCCGCGGACGCGUGCUAAAAGCUAAAAGGUCGAGUGUGCGGCGAUCAGUGGUGCAGACGCAGACACCCCAGCAGCCCCCGGGGUCGGCCGAUUGGCCAGAGAAAAGGGAGCCAUUGAGACGAAGCGCGCGGAGAGGAGCAGCGGAGCGGGCGCGGGCGAUUCGCCAUCGGCGAGGUAUUGAUCAGCAGCCGAGUGUGGAUCAUUUGGUACGUACGACUCGCCUCGUGCAUCCUUUUAUGAUGGUGGCCGCCGUUUCCUCAGCAGCCCAAUAAAUACGCUCUCUUGGCCCGGGAAUCGAACGCAACGACCCACCGCUGGACGCAGGCUCACGACGAUUUCGACCUGAAUUUCGAGAAUCCAACGUUGUGCUGAUUGGACUGCUCAGGAGAGACUCUUCAGGAAAAAUGAACUCAGCUAUGCACAUGGUGCAGACAAACAUGAGUACGGCCCCAUAUGCCACUGCUCAGUUCCAACAGAACGGCGAGGCCCCGGGUCCUCCGACGACCAUCAAGGUGGAUACGACGGUGCCCAGUAAGGACGCCAGCACGACGCCGACGGGUGGUGGCGGCGGAGGUGGCGUCCAGCUGUCCUCAGGGCAGGUCAGCGGACCCAACUUCUCGCCACCGCUGCUGAACGCCAACGGAACUGUCGAGCAACAGACAAUGGCGCAGAGCACUCUUCACGAGCUUCCAUCAGGCGGUGUGAGCUUCCAACAAAUAAGCUUAGAGAAGCAAAUGACUGAGACAGACUCGGAGAGCACAGCUCAAUUGACAGUCCAAUCCUCAGGCAACCCCCUGCAGGUCAAUCCGGCCACAGUGGCAACUGGUCUCACAGUACCUGGUGGAGUCAUUUCUCCAGGAGCAGCCGUCUCGACGUCAGGCGCUCCACCAACAACAGCGGUGGCCACCUUGGCGGUGGCGGCGGCUGCGGCGGCCGGUGCCAUCCCUGACCCCAGCAAGGGACAACCAAAAAGGCUGCACGUCUCAAAUAUUCCCUUCCGGUUUAGAGAUCCUGAUCUUAGAGCCAUGUUUGGACAAUUUGGCCAAAUCCUGGAUGUUGAAAUUAUAUUUAAUGAGCGGGGGUCCAAGGGGUUCGGUUUUGUAACUUUUGCGAGUAGUGCGGAUGCAGAGAGAGCACGCGAAAAACUUCACGGCACCGUGGUUGAGGGCAGGAAAAUUGAGGUUAACAACGCAACGGCGAGGGUGCAAACCAAGAAAGCGCCGGCGGUGCCAAAUGUUUUUCUCACUAGGAAUGGAUCAGUCCCUUCUCUGGUUUGCCUACAAUGGCCUGAAGCACACCGACCUGAAUUUACCUCCAAUGAUUAUGUUGCGGCUCUACGAGGCGUAGCGAUCCAGCGGGGCAGGGUGCGCGGAUACCCGGCGGCUGCAGCUGCCGCGGCGGCGGCCGCCUUCGCCAGACAUCCGAGUCCCUUCUCGGCGGCGGCCACUGCACUCCACGGAUACACACCAGGUGUCUACUAUGACCCCAUCCUGGCGGCGCAUGCAGCUUCACAGGCCGAUCCCAACUACAGGCUUCAGGCUGCUCCAACAACCGACGAGCAAGCGGCGGCCUUAGCAGCAGCUGCCGCCAGCAACCCGGCGGCGGUGGCCGGCAUGGCGGCCUCGGGGCUCAAUGCCCAGGCCGCAGCAGCCGCCGCGGCAGCUCCUCACCUCUCGCUUCUAAAGGCCCCCGCUCUCUCCACUGCCCAACAGGCCUCCUACGCAGCCGCAGCUAGCUACACGGCGGCCACUGCGGCCGCCGCCAGGGUGGCCUACGGUGCGGCGGCGGCCGCCGCCGCCCAGCCUGUCGCCGGCUACGCUGCUGUCGCAGGGAACCCUCUCUGCCUUUCACCGGCAACGAGCAGUUACGGGCGGGAGUACGCAGAUCCCUACCUCGGUCACAGCAUAGGACCAGUGGCUGGAUACGGCGCUUCGGUCUACAGAAAUGCCUUCAACCGAUACACACCAUACUAAAACGAGAGGCCAGCAAGAUUGGCUGAGAUUGAUGAUUGAUUCCUCUGUAAAUACGCCAUCUCAUUUUACUACAUGACAAAAACCAGAAAUCCAACGCGAGUAGCCAGGUUUUGAGAAGACGAUUUCCAUGAACGCAGUCGUAGUGCCCCACCAUUGUUGAUCAGAAGAAACACAAGAAAUUUGGCAGCUACCGCUGUGACAAAACAUUUUUUUAUUUUACGAUUAUUUUACUAUAUAUUUCAUUUACAUUGUCCACGAAGACAAAGCAAGCACAAAGUCGGCCGAGGAGAAACAGUUUGUGAGCCGCACUCUCGGCGGCCCAGCCAGCUGCAGUCGGCGCAAAUCUCCUCAAGCCUGCGUCAAAAAUGAUUUUUACUGUAUUUAUAUAUUUUGCCAAGCUCUUUAUAGUGUAAAUAUUUCCGAACCUCCCGAUAUUUUAAAUCUAUUAUAACAAUCAAUUUUUGUUCCUACUCUGAUGAUCAAAUAUUGAGUUUGUCGCUAAACUAGGGAAUACUCGAUGGAUACUAUUGUAUAACUUGAUAAGCACAACUAGAAGAAUCUCGGCGUGAAAUUUUACACUUUGCGAGAGCAGAAAGCAACCAAACGUGCGCGUCCAGCGAAUUUCGCUGGACGACCGACACGAUGAACAAACAAAAAUCAGAUAAUUAAACAUAGCACAAGUGGGCAAAACAAGUUUUUGUGCCAAAUGAAUAAUGAGAUAUAUGAUAAUUUAACGAUGAUACAUAAUCAAAUUAUGUAUUGCAUACGAGUAUGUUAUGUCAAAGCUCCGAGCGAUCGGAGAAGACUCUACGAAAGCUGAAAAAUGUAAUAUUAAAUUGCGUAAAAUUUAAGGACACAUUAAAGAACACAACACACGAUUUAAUGAAUCUCUCUCAGCGAGAUAUUGCUCCAGUAUAUGUGUAAAAUGCGAUUAUUUUCCUCCAGUGAGGUCUAGCACCCGUCAAAUGUGAAACAAUCAACUCUGUGUUGCGUUAUUUGUACGGACAAACUAGUUGUGACUGGAACAAUACCUCAAGCAAGUUGUGCGCGCGCGAAAAAUCUGUCCUUCAAACUUGAACAAAUCGAUGAUGAUUAAUAUUAUUUGAACAAAUCAUGACACGAACAAAAUUUGCUGUCAUUCAAAGCAACAAUAUUGAUUAGCUUGUUGUGAGCACACUCUAGAAUACUCAAUGCGUCUGAGAUCUUGGCUAUUAAGUUGGAACAUUAUACUUUUAAUCUCUAGAUUUUAGCCUCUUUUAUAGAUUUUUUAAAAUUAGACAUAUCUUGAUUAUCAAGCAAACAUUGAAGGACAAAUUAAUUGAUUAAUUCCUUUUGUUACGAUGAUUAUUGUAUUACUUUAUUACCAACCGAUUUUGUUCGCGCCCUCCUUUCGUCUGAAGAAUAUCAUCAAACCAAAGAGCCGUAGAUGAAUCAAUCUUUGUGAGUUAAAAUAUGCUCAAAUUUAGAAGUACGUGCACACGUUCAUACACACACGCAUUCACACAUGACACACAAACACACACAGGAGAGCACACGAGUUAGCACAAACCUCAGUUCUAGAUUUAAUUGGUUGGAUCGAAUCUCUCUUUUCCCCGCUAAACACGCGCAUUCAUUCGUUUUUUGCUCAAAUACUCAUUGAUUUUUAACCCACUGAACAAACGAUUAAUAAACUUUGGUUCCGCACAAGAUGGUUAGACUUGGUUUUCAGUCUUCCAUUCUGCUACAUUUUUGGUGUGUAACCUGGUGCAGCCCUGUUCCCAAUUUUUCGCUCUCCGAGGAGCGAUUCGCGACUUUUUUUACCACUGCUACCGCACGAACACGAACAGCGCGUACGCUCGCAUCGGUGCUCUUAAUUCCACGAGAUAAUUUUUAUAGCUAGCGAGGGAGGACUCCGUUUCGUCUGUUCGCCUGUGAGAAACGAAAAAAGGUUUUAGCUCCUGUGACUGUACUGUACAACAUUGGAACGCACAAUAUUCGGUUGCAUUGUGAUUUUUUGACAUUAUCUCCACUCCCUGAGGAACACAAAAAGAGCACAAUGUAGUUAAGUAAAAUUUUAGUCGAGCGUGUUGAAUAAAAAUUAAAACGAAUGAAGACGAGAGAAUGUGUCACAGCUUCCAGAUCAAAAGUGAAUUCACCAAGCUCCACUCGAUUGUUGACGUGGACUCCAAUUUUUUUGUAUUAAAAGAGUCCUUGCAGACUCAGCGAGCCCUCCAAGUCUCGUUAGGCAAUCUAAUUAAUUAUAUACACACAAUGUAAUAUUUACAAUUAUCAUUACAAGAAGAUAAUUAAUAGUCGUGCUGCGCUGCUUUUUGUUCUACCCGGGAUUGAAGUCGAAUUAAGUGCAGGGAACGAGACGAAUUUUACGCAGAACAAAGUAAUGGCACUGGCCACAUUUGGACCGACCCGAGUACUGACAAGAGCACACUGAUCGCACAUAAUCACCACAAGAUGACACACACUCACAAACACACACACACAUACACACACUCGAGAAUAAAUGAAUAAUAAAAGGUAUAUUUAUACGAUCCAAUCUCUAGGUCUGACUACAAUGGACAAUUAUGAUUAAUAUCCAAGCGAGUUCCAAUUAUUGUUUCACCUCUUAUUUGUAUGCCAUCAUGUACACUGAUUUAAUUGGAACGUGUCUAAUUGAUUAAAUACAUUUACAGAAUAAGAAUAAA